This is a messenger RNA of Adelges cooleyi (spruce gall adelgid), 946 nucleotides long. RefSeq names its product pre-mRNA-splicing factor SPF27 (gene BCAS2). Gene Ontology annotation, biological process: mRNA processing. The transcript has 5 exons. NCBI's taxonomy places the organism in Eukaryota, Metazoa, Arthropoda, Insecta, Hemiptera, Adelgidae. Bases 190 to 834 code for a protein of 214 amino acids. Gene Ontology annotation, cellular component: catalytic step 2 spliceosome; precatalytic spliceosome; Prp19 complex. The record is from RefSeq and is a predicted model, not a curated record.
UUUGUUGAUACUUGAUUGCCAAACAAUACAAUUUAAACAAGCAUUUUAAUUUCCAUCGUUAGACGUUAAACUUUAUCCGAAUUUGUCCGCAUUACGAGUUGCGACUGACAACGGUUUUUGCUGUUGAACCAUUUAAAUUUGUCCGUCAUAACGGCUAUAUUAAUAGUUUAAAGUUUUACUUUUUGUGAAAUGGCCGGCGAAGUUAUUGUUGAUGCUCUUCCUUAUAUAGAUCAAGGAUACGACGAGCCGGGUAUUCGCGAAGCUGCUAUGAGCAUGGUUGAAGAUGAAAAGAGACGUUAUAGGCCAUCCAAAAACUACCUUGAACAUUUACCACAGCUUAAUAUUACAGCUUUUGAAACCGAAAUGAUGCGUGCAGAAUUUGAUAGGCUGCAACAGCGUUUGCCCAUGGAAACAAUGAGCAUGAAAAGAUAUGAAUUACCGCCACCACCAGCCGGAAAACUUACUGAUAUGUCUGCCUGGAAUGAAUGUUUAGAAAACUCAAUGGCCCAGCUUGAACAUCAAGCUACUAGAAUCACUAAUUUAGAACUGAUGACAGAGUUUGGUACAGAAGCUUGGAAAUCAUAUUUAGAAGUCUUAGUUAAAUGUGUAGCAGCAGCUCAACAACAAGUUACUAAACUUAGAAAACAAGUUCAAGAAGUUAAUUUUCAACGUAAAAAUGUACAAAUGCAAGUUGGAGAGAAGCUACGUGAUUUAGAAGCUAAUUGGGUAGGAUUAGUAAGUAAAAACUAUGAAAUAGAAUUGGCUUGUGCACAUCUUGAAAAACAAAUAAGAACCUAUGAAUUAGCUAUUCCUGAGAGGAUUGAAACUGAUUAAGUGUAGUAACUUCCAAUGACAAUGUAAAUUUAAGUAAAACAUUUUGAAAAAAAUAUCUGUAAAAAUGUAUUUGUAAUUAUAUAUUUGAAAAUAAAAUAUUCAUAUUUCAUUU